Hemibagrus wyckioides is the source of this 579-nucleotide messenger RNA. RefSeq names its product eukaryotic translation initiation factor 4 gamma 1-like. The record is from RefSeq and is a predicted model, not a curated record. Lineage: Eukaryota; Metazoa; Chordata; Actinopteri; Siluriformes; Bagridae. The coding region runs from base 64 to 540 and encodes 158 amino acids. The transcript has a single exon.
AACAAAUCCAGCUGCUUUAGUGGUGUUGUCUGUAAUAUUACUUUAUUUCUGUUUUGAUACAUUAUGAUGAACAUUACAUUGAUCCUGUGUGUCUUCCAUCAGACUCGAUCCCAGAAAAAGCCCAGGGAACCGGUCAGUUUCUUCAUUCCCCUGAUGGAAGAAGAGAAAGAGGAGGCAAAGAAAGCCAACAUCAGUUUUGGUGAUUUCUUGUCCGACCACCUGGCGCUUACAGGGGGUGACAUUGUGGAGACUCCUGUCCCUCUACAAACCACACCCCCAAUGGAGACUGAGCCAAACAACACUCCUGAGCCUGCUCCUGUUGAGGUCCAGCCUUCAGAGCCUCAUCCCUCUGCCUCUCCUAGUAACCCAAAAGAGAGGAAGAAGUACAAUCGGGAAUUCCUGCUGCGUUUACGCUUCGUCAGUGCCAGCAUGCACAGACCCGAGGGUUUUCCGGACAUCCCCGGCGUCGUUCUGGACAAGGUAAACAUGACAGUUAGUGACAUGACGCUCUAUAGGAGCACAGUGCUUUACUCAGUAUGAAGCGUCAGGCUAAUGUAUCACUUUUUAUUGCCCUGGAGC